Spirodela intermedia is the source of this 496-nucleotide messenger RNA. The record is from the annotation of a GenBank genome assembly. NCBI's taxonomy places the organism in Eukaryota, Viridiplantae, Streptophyta, Magnoliopsida, Alismatales, Araceae.
AUGGCCGUCGUCUCCAUGUCCACCGCCGCAGGUUUCAGAGGAGGCCUCUGCUCUGGCUUCACGGGUGACUGGGGCUCGACUCUGGCCGGCGCGGGCGGCGCCGAGCGCGCGCUGUUGCCGGCAUGGGCGGCCGCGCCUGGGCACCGUGCGGCGAGGCCCGUCCGGUCCUGCCCGUCGAUGAAGAACGUGAACGAAGGGAAGGGCGUCUUCGCACCGCUCGUCGUCGUCUCCCGCGAUGUCAUCGGCAAGAAGGCCUUCAACCAGCUGCGCGGCAAAGCCAUCGCCCUCCACUCACAGGUAAACCCCAAAGACCCUCUUCUCUCCGGUGCCGCCCGCAUCUUCUUCUUCCCCACCGGCGCAGACGGCGGACCUGACCGCGGGGGCCGCGCAGGUGAUCACGGAGUUCUGCCGCACAAUCGGCGCGGACGGCAAGCAGCGGCAAGGGCUCAUCCGACUGGCGAAGAAGAACGGGGAGAAGCUGGGGUUCCUCGCCUGA